Messenger RNA from Postia placenta MAD-698-R-SB12, 2448 nucleotides. RefSeq lists its product as hypothetical. The record is from RefSeq and is a predicted model, not a curated record. Bases 1 to 2448 code for a protein of 815 amino acids. NCBI's taxonomy places the organism in Eukaryota, Fungi, Basidiomycota, Agaricomycetes, Polyporales, Adustoporiaceae. The transcript is spliced from 7 exons.
AUGGCAGACCCAGUCGUAGCCAUCGCCUUUGUCGUGGACACCACUCUGGUGGUUGCCGACUCAUGGGACCAGAUCCUCGCCGAUUAUGUUACACCCUUACUACAUCGCAUGACCGAGAUUUACCACCCUUCGAAACCCACGCUCCUCGUCGCAGUCGUUACCUACAGUACUGCAGAUACGCUCCCGACACCUAUACUCUGCAGGAGGUACUUCAUAAUGGGGCAGGGCAUACUUCCCCAGCUACGUAAGGCGCCCGCGGAUUUCGGGAUUGGACUCGCGAGCGCACCGGAUUCGAGUCCCAUGGCAGUGCUAGAAGGGCUCGCUGCUGCACUCGAGGUCCUCGCCUCUCAACUCUGGCAUAUCGCAGCCGCGCCACCGGAUUCCGCAGCGAAGCCAUGGUGGAAUAUGACAACCAAGUUGGAUGAUGCCUCAUGGGAGACGCUUCCCUCUGAGAUGCGGAAGGUGAACCUUCUGGGCUACAUCGCAGAAUUACUGACUUACGCAUUCACAUUCACCGUACAGAGAGACAUCAGCUAUAGUGCCAUUUUGCUUCGACCGUUACCAAAGCUCCCCGAACUACAUGCGGCAGCGGCAGCAGGGGCGAUACAAAGCCCGUGGUUCGCCGUUAGACAUGGUCAUUCCAUAUACCUCAGCGGUUUCCCAGCGUCUUCGCCGAAAAGUGCCAAGCGAACAGGGGAAGGCAAUACGGCAGUAGAACGUAGUCCGGAGGCCAAAAAAUCGCGCGUGCAGCCGCAGCCUAAUUCAGCUUCUCCACAAACAGGUGGUUCCCCCGCCUCACAGCGGGGCUCGAGCUCUGCCACACGCGUUCUCAGCAGCAAGCAAAUGGAGGACGCGCGUCAAAUCAAAAUCAUGCUCACGCAGAAAAAGGCUCAACUGACAGCGCUCCAGCAGGCGGGGGACCGGGAAGGUGUUGAGGCCGUUGAGCGAGAGCUCCGGGAUAUCAUGUAUGGACUUCGAGAGUCUUAUAUGAAAAGCGUGCAAUCGGGGCAGGGCAACGUGCAGCCUCCCCGCUCGCAACCGCCUGGUGAUGCGACAAAUGCGCAACGUGGGACGGAGGUCUCUGGGAUGCCUCCGUCCACAUCUGCGCCGCAAGUACCGCAGACCGCCCCGCCUGGGCAGUUUCCUGCUCCCCCCCAGAUCGACGUCCCAAUGCCUGAUGCACCCGCUCCUAUGUAUUCCACCCCGCAACCUACCGCUCCGCAACCGCCUCCCUCGCGAACAGGUGUCGCUCAGCCGCCAUCUGUCGCUGCACCCCAAAUCCCACAAAUCCGACCGAAUGAGCCGCCCAGUAGUACUACCCAGAUGUCGAGCAUGGUGGAGCCUCCUGUACAGAAUGGCUCCACGCAGUCAGUACACCAGGUCUGGGAAGGCACGCUCAGCUGGCCCCCCGUUCUCGAUCUCGAUGGACGACCGGGUCAAGUACAAGUCGUCAUGCAGUGUCCGCAACCGGGCCAUGCUGAUCUCUUGCGUACCCUGAACCUGCCAGCUAACCUGAUACUGAUGCCGUCGGCAGAGAAGGCCGUCCCCGUUAACGUGCUCUGGGACUGGAUGCAUCGCUACACGAAUCAUUGCGCCCUCCUCCACUUCACCGCUAAGCCGCCUGGCCCUGACGGGAUAUCUCACGACGAAAACCUCAAACGCUUCUCCCGAGGACUUGUGGAGAAGAGUAUUUAUGCAGUCGCCGGGAUACCUGGGCCGAACGGCCUCCAAGAGAAGAGGAUACUGUUCUUCUCCACCAGGACCGUUCUCGCGGGCACUUUCUUCCUCAUGGCUGGCGGCAUGCCCGAUCCUCCGAAGUCCGAGGUCGCUGGGUAUACGUUGACCCAACUCAACCCAGCCGUGGCACUCUGGCUUUUCCGUCUCACCCCGCAACAACAGCAGGUACUGACGAACAUGCCCAAUGAGAAGCGGAAGGCGAUGGUGCAAGCCAUGAUCGCCCGGCAAGCUCAGCCGGGCAAGAAGACGCCACAGCAGCCAGAGCUAGAGCAGCAACAGCACCCCCAGCCACAACCUCAGCCGCCACAGAUGUCACAGAUGUCGCAAAUGUCCCACAUGUCGCAGAUGCAGCCCUCCACGUCACUGCAGAUGAUGCCACAGGUGCAGGCGCCGGCGCCGGCGCCGGCGCUGCAGCCGCAAGGCACGGAAGCCCGAUUCGCUUUUAACCCGUUCGUAGGCGGUAGACCACCCCCGCUGUCGACUGCACUGGGUCUGACUCAAGGACCCUCGCAGCCGGCGCUUCCGAGCUUUAUGCCAGGUGCGGAUCCCAAUGCACUCAUGCCCCCAGGCGGGAUGAUGCAUCGGCGUACGCCAAGUGCGGGCAGCAUGAGCGGGAUAUCGGGGGUGCCGGGGGUGAGCUAUGAGAUGAUGCAGUCGUUCAUGCAGAGGAAUCAGGAGGGCGGGGGUGGAGGUACGGGUCUGGGCCCGUAG